AUGGACAAUAGUGGCCACCACACGGCGACCAAAAUCCUAGCGACUCCUCCGGCCAGAGAAAGCCUGUCUGCCAGGAGCAACAUGAUCAGCACGCCCAAGCCCCUCGCCUUCUCCAUUGAGCGCAUCAUGGCGCGGACGCCAGAGCCCCGCUCCAUCCCCGUCCCGCAGCUCAUCCACGGCUCCGUGGCCAAAGGCGAGCCCAAGCCCCCGCUGCACCUCAACUCCUCCAUCCCCUGCAUGAUCCCCUUUGUCCCGGUGGCAUACGACCCCCUGCCCAAAGCGGCGAUGGCCGGAGCGGAAUCCAGGAAGGCUCAUUUAGACUCCUCUUCCUCGCCCUCCUUUAGCUGCGGCGAUCUCUUGAACUGUGCCCUGAGCUUGAAAGGAGAUUUCCCCCGCGAUGCCCUGCCCUUGCAGCAGUACAAACUGGUAAGACCCCGAGUGGUCAAUCACUCCUCCUUCCACGCCAUGGGAGCCCUGUGCUAUUUCAACCGAGGCGACAGCCCUUGUCACCCGUCCUCCAGUGUCAACAUCCACCCGGUGGCUUCUUAUUUCCUCAGCUCUCCCCUGCACCCGCAGCCCAAAGCUUACCUGGCGGAGCGGAACAAGCUGGUGCUGCCGGCCGUGGACAAGUACCCGGCAGGGGUGGCCUUCAAGGACUUGUCGCAGGCUCAGCUGCAGCACUACAUGAAAGAAAGUGCUCAGAUUCUCUCGGAAAAAAUCGCCUACAAGACCUCGGAGUUCAGUCGCGGCUCCCCGAGCAGCAAGCCCAAAGUUUUCACGUGUGAAGUUUGCGGAAAGGUAUUUAAUGCACAUUAUAACUUAACUCGCCAUAUGCCGGUGCACACAGGAGCCAGACCCUUUGUUUGCAAAGUUUGCGGGAAGGGCUUCAGACAGGCGAGCACGCUCUGCCGGCACAAGAUCAUCCACACCCAGGAGAAGCCACACAAGUGCAACCAGUGCGGCAAAGCAUUUAACCGGAGCUCGACACUCAAUACACACACACGAAUACACGCCGGCUACAAACCUUUUGUCUGUGAAUUUUGUGGCAAAGGAUUUCACCAGAAAGGCAAUUACAAAAACCAUAAGCUGACUCACAGCGGGGAGAAGCAGUUCAAGUGCAAUAUCUGCAACAAGGCUUUCCACCAGGUGUACAACCUGACCUUCCACAUGCACACCCACAACGACAAGAAGCCCUUCACCUGCCCCACCUGCGGCAAAGGCUUCUGCAGGAACUUUGACCUCAAGAAGCACGUCCGCAAGCUGCACGACAGCUCCCUGGGACUGCCCCGGCCCCCCGCCGAGCUGGGGGGCCCCGACCAGCCGCCUCCGCCAGGGCCGCUGCUGCAGGGCCCGCCGCUCCAGCCCUGA
Apus apus (common swift) is the source of this 1368-nucleotide messenger RNA. It is a transcript of the gene FEZF1, whose product is annotated as FEZ family zinc finger 1. The transcript is spliced from 4 exons. NCBI's taxonomy places the organism in Eukaryota, Metazoa, Chordata, Aves, Apodiformes, Apodidae. The record is from RefSeq and is a predicted model, not a curated record. Bases 1 to 1368 code for a protein of 455 amino acids.